AUGAGCACGAUUAGCGUGGACGAGAGCAAGCUGCCCCGCCUGGAGCGGAGGAUGCUUGGCGUGAACCCGGGAGAGCGCGUCGAGCUCGGCUCCUCGCGCCCGGCCUCGAACUGGCCCCAGUGCUCGCCGCGGGACCAGGCCGCCGGGCCCGAAUCCGCCCGUGCCGCGGACAACGGCGUGUGCACUCCCACCGGCAACAGCUACGGAUCCCAGGGCGCGCUCAACGCCGUCAUUCCCGGAACGCAGACCCAAGAGGAGGCGCAAAACGGAGGCAGUCCGCCUUCGUUGCGCCGGGAGGCCGAGCCCGAGGCCGCCGACGGCAACCUGGAGGGCCAGGGCGCGGCGAAGCGCCCGCGCCUGGACCACUUCGCCGACCUCUCGAACGGAGCGCAGCCGGCGGGCCAGCCAGCGCCCGCGCAGCCCCCGCCCGGGCCCUCGCGCGACCCGCUGCCCACUUCCGGCGGGAAGCGCAAAGCCGCGCAGCCGCGGCGGCACGUCCGCGCGAACCGCGACGCCCCCGCCGUCUCUGCGGAGAUCACCGACCAGGGACCCCAGCCGAGCGCUUCCAACGCCACAGUCGGGGAGCAGCCGCCGCGGACGCCUGACGGCGCCACACCGACGCGGGGCGGGAACACCCCCAGCCGCGGCGGCGGCGCGGUGGGCGGCGCGGGCCGGCGGGAGCGCGGCGGCGCGAACACGCUGCGCGGACAGCGCACCAUCCUCGACAUCUUCGGCGUCGGCGACGGCGGCGCGGCCCCGGCCCCUGACGCCUUCAUCAGCGCUCAGGUCCGCGCCGGGGCGCCCCGGGCGGCCCCGGCGCUCGACGGCGACGGGCACUCGCGCGCAGGCUUCGAGCCGGACGUCCAGGUCGUCGCGCCGCCGCAGCACCCGGCCCGCGGCGGCGCGCACGACCCCCCCCGCGACGUCGGGCGCCCGGGGGACGCCCGCGCGCUCGCCGCGGCGCGCGCCGAGUGCGAGCGCCUCGCCGCGGCCCUCGAGUCGACGCACAUGGAGUACCGCGCGCGCGCCGAGCGCGCCAUGCGCCGCCUGGCCAUCUGGUUCGCGCGGGCGCAGCGCGACGCGGACGGCAUGCGCGUUGCCGUCAAGUCAUCCACGCUGGGCUAUUUGGGGAUUCAGCGCGUCGGCAUGCAGCUCUCGGAGGCGUGGGAGCCCGGGCUGGCCGUCCUGGAGCUCGAGAAGCAGAAGGAGUCGCUGGAGCGGCGCCGGCGGGAGGUCGAGGAGGCGCGCGCAGACCUGCAUCGCAACCACAAGCCGCUGGCGCCGGGGGCGCGCGCGGCGGCGUCGGACGCCCCGCGGAUGGACCCCGCGCAGUUCAUACAGCGCAAGGAGGGCCUCGACGGGCGGCUCGCGGCGAUCAAGCGGCAGGAGAAGUCCCUGGAGCGCGAACUCGAGCGCGUGCAGCUCGAAGUGCUGCGGCACUCGCAGGAGCUGAAGCGCACGCGCGCGCAGGAGCAGUCGCGCUUCGCGGGCGUCGAGAUGCUCAACGACCGCUACAUCCUCCUCUCGCUGCUCGGCAAGGGCGGCUUCAGCGAGGUGUUCAAGGCCUGGGACCUGCGCGACAUGCGCGUGGUGGCGUGCAAGCUGCACCAGAUCGACUCGUGCUGGAGCGAGCCGCGGCGGCAGAACUACAUCCGGCACGCCAUCCGCGAGUACGACAUCCACAAGACGCUGCGGCACCCGAACGUUGUGCAGCAGCUGGACGUGUUCGAGGUGGACGGGUCGGACGGGUCCGCGUUCGCGACGGUGCUCGAGAUGUGCGAGGGCGGCGACCUCGACCAGCACCUCAAGGAACACCGGGUUCUGCCCGAGAAGGAGGCGCGCGCGGUGAUCACGCAGGUGCUCGCGGGGCUGCGGUACAUCUCCGAGGGCGGCGGCCCGGACCGCCCGCGCGUCAUCCACUACGACCUAAAGCCCGCCAACAUUCUGUUUGGCAGAACGGGCGAGGUCAAGAUCUCCGACUUCGGGCUCUCCAAGGUCGUGGCGGAGGGCCACACGCAGGGCCUCGAGCUCACGUCGCAGGGCUGCGGGACGUACUGGUACCUGCCGCCGGAGUGCUUCCAGGCGGCCUCGAGCGCCACGGGCGGCGCACCGCGCAUCACGAGCAAGGUGGACGUGUGGGCGGUGGGCGUGAUCCUGUACCAGAUGCUGUACGGUAGGCGGCCGUUCGGGGACGGCAUGAGCCAGGAGCGCAUCCUGCGGGACGGCGUGAUGCUGAAUGACACGCGCGAGGUGACGUUCGACGCGCAGCCCAAGGUGUCGGAGCAGGGCAAGGAGUUCAUGCGGCGGUGCCUCGCGCACCGGCAGCAGGACCGCAUGGACGUCGCGGAGGCCGCGGAGCACCCGUACAUCGCGGCGGGCGGGGGCCGCAAGUAG
Pedinophyceae sp. YPF-701 is the source of this 2394-nucleotide messenger RNA. The record is from the annotation of a GenBank genome assembly. NCBI's taxonomy places the organism in Eukaryota, Viridiplantae, Chlorophyta, Pedinophyceae.